AUGAAAAGUGGAUCUCAGCCAUCCAGUAUCAUGGUCAGCUCUGCUGAUGGCCACAUUUUGGCUUCAGAUAAGCAGAAGGCAGAGCGCGUCACGGAGCACUUCAAGGAUCUAUUCUGUAGAGAUCAAUCAGCUGCUAUCCAGAAGCCAGUCCCUCACCGGCUAAGUGUGGCAGUGUCUCCAGCGGAGGUGGAAACAGCGAUGAAACGACUCAAAAACGGAAAGGCUUGUGGGCCGGACAAAGUCCCUGGAGAAUUACUGAAGUAUGGAACAUCACAGCUAUCCAUCGUAGCGGCAGACAUCAUCAACCAAAGCGUAGCAGAGGGUGCCGACAUGUCAUCGUUCAUCGGACUUGGCACACUGAUUCCUUUACAAAAACCAAAAAACCUAGAGGACCCGUGA
Messenger RNA from Sycon ciliatum, 399 nucleotides. RefSeq lists its product as uncharacterized. The transcript has a single exon. NCBI's taxonomy places the organism in Eukaryota, Metazoa, Porifera, Calcarea, Leucosolenida, Sycettidae. The record is from RefSeq and is a predicted model, not a curated record. Bases 1 to 399 code for a protein of 132 amino acids.